This is a messenger RNA of Talpa occidentalis (Iberian mole), 1332 nucleotides long. RefSeq names its product NXPE family member 3-like. The record is from RefSeq and is a predicted model, not a curated record. Lineage: Eukaryota; Metazoa; Chordata; Mammalia; Eulipotyphla; Talpidae.
AUGGAGUAUGCAGUUAUCUUGUACAUCAGGGUUUUCUGGCCUGAUGCUGUCACUCCUCUCCCAGAGCCCCGCCCUGACUACAAGUCCUCCAGUUCUCUCUCCCAGAAGCUCUCGGACCUGGCUGAUCCUCUGUACUGGCCUCCAAACCCUAGAGACCGGAGAGACCUUUUGGCCCCCACCAGCCCCCUGACCUCCACCUACCACCUGAAGGGUCCUGCCCAGGCCAGCUAUGCCCUGGGAGACUCCCUGGAGGCCAUCCUGGUGGCCAGAGACCACCGGGGCAGACCCAAGACCCACAGCGGGCAUCUGUUUCGGACACAGCUUCUGGGUCCAGACUUGAAGGCAGGGGUUGCUGGGAACGUUCGGGAUCUGGAGAAUGGCACCUACCUGCUGUCCUUCCCCCUGCUCAGGGCUGGGAAGGCCCAGGUGCAAGUGCGGCUGAUCCACUCCAGCGAGGCAGUUGCGGUUCUGCAGGGGAUCUGGAGAGACCAAUGGGCCACAGUUGAUUUUAUGGGCUAUUUCAGGGGACCCUCAGGAUAUGAAGUAAUUGUGACUUGCAAUGUGACUCCCAUGUUAACUGGGGAGGAAGCGUCCACCCGUCAUUACAGAGAUGAAGAUUCAGGUGAGCUCUGGUUCUGUGCUCGACUCCCCACCCUGCCCUGCAACUCCCUGGUCAGACAUUCAACUGGAUGUUUCUGGAAUGUGACCACACAGCAGGAUGAGGCCCUGCUGGCAAGGUCCCUGAAGCCAGUGGACCUGCACAUCACCUAUCAGACAGGGCCCCUGAUGGCCGUGGAGCCCACGCGCAACAUAGUGCUGCACUGGCACGCGCACGGCUGGCCCCUGCGCUCCCUCCGCACGCCCGUGGCCUCCCUGCACUCCGUGGUCCGGGAGCUGGGGGGCCUGGCCGGGGGUCCCCACACCGUGGUGGUGCUGGGCCUGGGCGCCCACUUCACCACCUUCCCUCCAACCAUCUUUGCGCGACGACUGGCCGGGAUCCGGGCGGCCGUGGCCGCCCUGCUGGCCCGGGAGCCCCUCACGCUCGUGGUCAUCAAGCUGGCCAACACCGGCUACAAGUCUGUGUACGGCAGUGACUGGUUCACCCUGCAGCUGAACCGCCUCCUCCGAGCUGCCUUUGCUGACCUGCGAGUGGCCUUUGUGGACGCCUGGGAAAUGACCUCCAGUCUGGCCCUGCCCGACGACAUCCACCCAGGGAGACUCAUUGUCAGCAACGAGGUGAACUUCCUGCUCUCCUUCCUCUGCCCCGCUGAGCGCCCCUGCGGGUCCUGGGGUCCUGUGGGUGGAGAAACCGCGAAAGCCAUCUUCGCCUAA